This is a messenger RNA of Ipomoea triloba (trilobed morning glory), 1095 nucleotides long. Its product is annotated as F-box/FBD/LRR-repeat protein At1g13570-like. The transcript has 3 exons. Gene Ontology annotation, molecular function: protein binding. The coding region runs from base 1 to 1095 and encodes 364 amino acids. The record is from RefSeq and is a predicted model, not a curated record. Lineage: Eukaryota; Viridiplantae; Streptophyta; Magnoliopsida; Solanales; Convolvulaceae.
AUGGGUCGACGUCGGCUAAUCAAAACCACUGUAGCGGAUGCAAGUAGAGAUUUAAUAAGUUCUCUGCCGGUAGAGGUAAAGCACAGAAUUUUGGAGUGUUUGCCCACCCAAGACGCUGCCAGAACUGCUCUACUCUCAACCCACUGGAAUGAUGUUUGGUUGCAGCAUGGGAGGCUUGCGUUCGAUUGUAACUUCUCAUAUAGAGUCAAACAGGGCUACUUCAAAGAUAAAGGCAGAACCCUCGCUGGCAUAAUAGAUAAUAUUCUCCUUUCCCGUGCUGGACCGGCUAAGAAAUUUACUCUGGAUAUUGGAAAUGAUUAUCGGCAGUCUGAUUUCAAUAGGUGGUGUCUUUUUCUAUCAAAAAAUGGUGUGGAGGAGCUUCACAUAACAUUUUAUAAUGGUGGAGAGGCUGGGUUUAAGCUGCCAUUUUGUAUACUCUCGUGCCGGACAAUUAAGCAACUGAGGGUCGAAUUUCCCAUUAUUGAUUUGCCGGUAAAUAAUGUUGGUGGUAUAUUUUCCAAUGUCACUUCAUUAUUUUUCUCGGAUGUUGAAUUUAGGCGCACUGUUAAUGGGACUGCCUCUAGUAUUAGUAUUAGUAUUCCUAACCUUGAGAACCUGUAUGUGGACGCAUCUUUGUUUGCAACUGCAAUAAAUCUCCAAGUACUAGGGCUGUAUGAAUUACGUUUUGGUUCUGCGAAGCAGCUCACCGCUGCUAUGCAAUUGCUUCAAAAAUGCCCCAACUUAUGUGAACUGGGAAUUACGGCUUAUCAGGUUGACAAAUUUCAUGAAGAAGCCGCUUCAAGACUUUUGGAGGAUCCAGAUGGUUGCUUUAUUGUUCAGGAUCUAAAGAUGCUUAACACAAUCAAGAUUGAAUCAUUUAGGGGAUUCACAGUCGAAAUACUUUUUGUAAAAAUGCUACUCUCAAAAUCCCCCGCACUUGAGAAAGUUGUUAUUAUGGAAUCUUGUUUUAUUGACACAUCCGUAGCUAUCAAAAGCCUAAGGGAGUUGCGUUUUCCUCGUGCAUCUCCAAAUGCCCAAAUUGUUUGCAUGGAACACAAGGGCGCCAUGUCUGGUUGGGCCAUGGGCGAAUUGUGA